Messenger RNA from Zingiber officinale, 745 nucleotides. Its product is annotated as 40S ribosomal protein S15-like. The record is from RefSeq and is a predicted model, not a curated record. Lineage: Eukaryota; Viridiplantae; Streptophyta; Magnoliopsida; Zingiberales; Zingiberaceae. Gene Ontology annotation, biological process: translation; ribosomal small subunit assembly. The transcript is spliced from 5 exons. The coding region runs from base 64 to 525 and encodes 153 amino acids. Gene Ontology annotation, cellular component: ribosome; cytosolic small ribosomal subunit. Gene Ontology annotation, molecular function: structural constituent of ribosome; RNA binding.
CCAGAGCCGCUUUCUUCCAUCGACCGCCGCUGCGCUAGCCAGAGAAGCUCUACUCGGACGCUAAUGGCGGAUGCUUCAGAUGCGGUGGACGUCGGAGGGGCGCACCCCAAGAAGAGGACCUUCAGGAAGUUCUCUUACCGUGGGGUCGAUCUGGAUCAGCUCCUCGACAUGGGCCUCGAUGAGCUCGUUAAGCUAUUCGGCGCACGUGCUCGCAGAAGGUUUCAAAGAGGGCUGAAGAGAAAGCCAAUGGCUUUGAUAAAAAAGCUACGCAAAGCGAAGCGAGACGCACCUCCAGGUGAAAAGCCUGAGCCAGUGAGGACCCAUCUUAGGAACAUGAUAAUAGUUCCUGAGAUGAUUGGGAGCAUCGUCGGGGUCUACAAUGGAAAAACAUUCAACCAGGUUGAAAUCAAGCCCGAGAUGAUUGGCCAUUACUUGGCUGAGUUCUCCAUCUCAUACAAGCCUGUGAAGCACGGAAGACCUGGUAUUGGUGCUACCCACUCCUCCAGGUUCAUCCCCCUCAAGUAAAACUUGCAUCAGUUGAGUUAAGAAAUGUAUGACCAAGAUCCUAUUGGAGUUGCUAUUCCACUUGGGUAUUUCUUAUUCUAGGCCCGUUAAUGGUUUUACUUGGAUAAAUUAUAUUUCUUUAUGCAAUUUUUUAUCGAGUACUUUUGAUGUUGGAAGAUUACAAAUAUUUGUGUUGCUUUAUUCAAAGUCGAUAUAUGAACUUAUGACUCGUUGAAUCAAA